This is a messenger RNA of Caenorhabditis bovis, 393 nucleotides long. Lineage: Eukaryota; Metazoa; Nematoda; Chromadorea; Rhabditida; Rhabditidae. The record is from the annotation of a GenBank genome assembly.
AUGCCAAGUGGAGGACAGAGAAAACACACAAUCUCGAACAAGACACGAAAAAGGCCCGGCAAGGAUCUGGAUCAGAUCCAUGAGGAUUUGAAGCCUGAAAAAGCGGCAAAGCUGAUAAAUCAGGAGGUUGACUACGACAUUCCCGGCAAUGGACAAUUCUACUGUAUUGAGUGCGAGCGACACUUCAUCGAUGAGAAAACUCGGCAAAUUCACAGGAAAACCAAACAACACAAAAAUCGCGUCAAAUCGCUUAAAGAGGUCCCGUAUUCGAUAAAAGAGGCCGAAGCCGCCGGCGGAUUGGGACAUUUUCCGCAUGUCACGCUUAAAUCGCGAGUUCCAGACAGAGUUGAUUAUUUAGCCGACGUGAAAUCCGCCGAACCAGCGGCUGCAUAA